AUGGCAGGUCACGGCGAGUCAUCAACCGCGGCUAGUUCAAGCACACCGUCUGCCCUGGGAGAGGUCGGCUUGGUCGACCCGGCCAACUCUGAGCGCAAGUUUUAUCGUGAUAAGGAGACCGGGCUACAACGCGAAAUUUGGCGGCCAGGUUGGUGUAGACAAGUGCCCACUCGGGUCAUCAUGUUCCUAACACACGUGCAGGCGAUGGAGACGGCGAGCAGACGACCGACUACUUCGAACGCAUAGGACCUCCUUUACCUAUUGAAAAGCGCUGGCGACUGUUCCAAAGCGACAUUGGUCCUAUUACUGCCAAGAACCAGCCCCCUCGUUUUGUGAUCCUAGACGACCGCGCCGCUUUCGAAGUCCUCAAAUCCGAUAUUCAGCGCGCGAAACUGGUGCACCACUGGCCACAUGAUUUUGGAGGUACUGGGAAACUUCGAAUUCGGCGUCCCCACCGUGGUCGCGCUGCUAUCAAGGACCCAAGUGCUGAAGGAGAUGCGAAGUUCGAAAGUACACAGCCUGGCAACAAGAAGGAUUAUUACUUCACCGGAGUGAAAGAUUUCCAAUCCAUCAAGUACCGAUACGAGCCACCGAAGCCCGAAGAGAAGCGCAAGAAGCGCAAGCCUUCCCGCGAUGAAGAAGACUACAAUCCUAGAGGCCACGGCCACAAUCAGUACACACCGAAGGAUAUGCUGGUAAAGCACGGGGCUCCGAGCUUCAGCUUGAAAGAGCCCCAAGCGCCUCGCCUCAGCGGUCUCAUGCGUCGGAAGCCUGAGCCACGACAUAUCCGGAAUCGAGCAAUUGCGGAGAAUGCACAUUUCUCUGUACAACGUGAGGCUCUCCGACGUCAAGGAGACGCAGAGCCUCCUCAAGCACGAGAAGAGCACAAGGAGCGGCGCAGACUGAGGGAGCAGGAUGCAGACUACAGGGAUGUGGGAUUGGCGCUUGGUUUCGCAUCCUUUCCAGACGACGGCGAGGAGUCUGACGAGCCUGUGCCUUUUCGCCGCCCGGAUUCAAAACCCGUGAGAGAUGACACGCCCGACUUCUCCGUCUCCCAGUCGGAACUUCAGAUACCUCGAAAAAUGGGCUUCAUCGAGCGUCGCGCAUUCGAGCAGAAACUCGCGGAACAGACAAUCGCAAGUAUAGCUACGAACGAGGAUGUCACUCGGAUUGCCAACGAACUCGCACAGGCCAAUGUCAAGUUGCAGCAGCAAGCCGAACAGAUUGAGCGGCUAACGGCGGAGCUCGAGGAAGCGCAGACCGUAGACAGUGCUUGGCAAGUCGAAGCUGAAGCCGCUCAAGACCGCGUAGCUGAGUUGGAGGCGAGGAAUGCCGAGCUUGAGAAGCAGCUCGAAGCUCGGGAUGGCCUCCUCGAGGCUGUGCAGGAGGAUGCGCGGGUGGAAAUAUAA
Lecanosticta acicola is the source of this 1409-nucleotide messenger RNA. The record is from the annotation of a GenBank genome assembly. Lineage: Eukaryota; Fungi; Ascomycota; Dothideomycetes; Mycosphaerellales; Mycosphaerellaceae.